CAUGUAUGACGAAUCACAGUCUUUGGCCGAAGCAUUAGAAGAGCUCCUGGAUCCAACUUUUCCUCCUAUUCGCUACCAAAUUACUCCUUAUGGUGCGCGUUAUAUCAGUGAUCAGUCCAAUCCCCCGCAGCGUCGCUUGAAUAGAGCAAAAUCUCAAGAUGGCGGCAAAUUUCUAUUGGCUCAAUUAGAUGUCAGCCAUUAUAAACCAGAGGAAGUGAGCUGCAAGGUUGAAGAUGGAAAGUUUGUGAAUGGCAAACAUUAUAGUGAAAAUCAGUAUGGUUAUGAAGCAUCUGAGUUUCAUCGUUGCUACAGUCUUCCCGAAGGAACUGAUCCCACCUCGUUGAAGUCAAGAAUCUCUCCAGAUGGGAUUUUACAACUUGAGGCUGCAAAAUUGCAACCUAAAAAUCUUGUGCUGGAUCCACUUGUGGGUUAUGAUGAAACAGAUGAUUCAAAAGUGUUCAUGAAAUUCAAUUUAGGUGGUUACAUACCACAAGAAAUUAAUGUCAGUGUUAAAGGUAAUGAACUUACCGUCAGUGCAGAACACAAGAUGGAAGAGGAAGGUCAUUUCACACACAAACAGUUCAAGAGGCGAAUUGCUCUACCUGAUGAAGUUGAUGUGGAUUCAUUGAGUUCAAAGUUUAGUAAGGAUGGCGUAUUGAGUAUUCAAGCUUGUAAGAAAUCACAACCAUUUCUUGAAGAAAAGAAAAUUGAAGUGCAAGAAGAGAAAGAAGAGCCUGAAGGAGGCAGUAAAGAGGACCUUAAAGAAGACAGUAAAGAAUGAAAUGAAUGACUGCUUUGUGAUUUAGUCUUAACAGCUUUGUUAUUUUAGUUGUUAUGAAUUCAUUUAAUAGUAAACUGCUUUGCCGUUUAGUCAACUUGGAUGUAUUGCUUAUGAACUUUGAUUGCUUUGCAAAUUAGAUUAAAGAGCUCUGUCAAUAAAAUGUGGAAAAUA
Xenia sp. Carnegie-2017 is the source of this 952-nucleotide messenger RNA. RefSeq lists its product as uncharacterized. The record is from RefSeq and is a predicted model, not a curated record. NCBI's taxonomy places the organism in Eukaryota, Metazoa, Cnidaria, Anthozoa, Malacalcyonacea, Xeniidae.